Molecule: messenger RNA, 2450 nt
Organism: Triplophysa dalaica
Lineage: Eukaryota; Metazoa; Chordata; Actinopteri; Cypriniformes; Nemacheilidae
Exons: 5
Coding region: 1296-2114 (272 amino acids)
Source: RefSeq, a predicted model, not a curated record
UUUGAAGUAGGGAACAAAUUGUAGUUUUGGACACCAGAUGGCGCAAAAGUCGAAGAGAAUUCACUGAUCGCAUCGUGAGGUCAGUUUAAUACUGUAUAUUUUAAUGUGUUGUUCAUAUAUUUGGACACAUUGAGGCGUUAUAAAAUUUAAAGACUUCCAAUUAUAGUGAUGUUCUAAAGAUUAGACACAUCUGACAAACCCUCAAGUUUAUGUGUAAGCGCAUGGAGAUUCUGCUGAACUGCAGUAAACAUGUGAAGACGACAAGAAUAUGACGUAAAGGUGAAGAAGUAACUCCUAUAAAUAAUUUUUAAUCGAAUAUCUCAUUAAAUUAGCAUUGUUUGCCAGAACAAGUCAUUACAUUUGUAUUUAAAUGAAUUUGGCAUGAUUUUAAACAACUUCCAGUGCAUUACAAGGUCAAUUUUACUUUUAUUAUAUAUCAUUCAUACAGUGUGAGCCGACAAUAUCACUGUUUGAUUGUAUUUUUAUAAAUGACCUCCGAUGCAUCAUAUACCUUAUUAAAGCUGUUUUUCUGUGGAGUUAAACAUAAUACAAAGACGGCAAAAGCACCACAUGUUAGAAACACAAUCACCUUUCACACCUCUGACAUGCACACAUGGUCAUUUACCACAAACAGGCACCAAUAGAUCAGCACAAAGACACGUCUCAUGUUCACCAGCAGAACAAAACCACAAUUCUUUCCACAUCGUAACCCAGAAAUGAAACCUAGUGUCAUGUGGGUUUAGAGAAAUAUUGUGUUUUUAUAAUUUGAAAGCUUUCAUGCACAGUAAAUGUUGUUGAACUGCACUUGUGAAUGCGAUGGAGGUGUUAAAACGGGCAAGAGAGCAAGUUUUUUCUCUGUUGUUUUGACCUUUAGUGUUUCCAGGUCUUCCUCACAUUGCAAAGUACUACUUGAGAAGUCCUAAGCGAGGAUACACAGGUGUAUCCUUCACAUCCUCAGGAGGAGGAGAUAAGACACAAAGAAACAAGAUGAGGAUGUACAAACAAGAAAUAAGAACCCUUUAGUAAGUUUGUGUAUUUAUUCCCCAUCAUCACAGGUGUAUCCUUCACAUCCUCAGGAGGAGGAGAUAAGACACAAAGAAACAAGAUGAGGACGUACAAACAAGAAAUAAGAACCCUUUAGGCACGUGUCGUAUGGAUGGAGGUGGGCUCAUUCUGUGGCUAAAUCUAACGGAAGUCAAACAGCUUAACACAACCAGCACACAACUUUACUGUAGACAUUGAGCUUAGCUCCGUAAAAUAAAGUGACACUUUUUCAGAGCCCUGAACCGUUAAAGAUGUUUUUCAUGUUCGUUUUUCUGUCACUUUGCUUCUGCUGUCGGGGUGGUGUGUUUACAGAUGAAGUGAAGUCAGUGUCAGUGAUGGAGGGAGAUUCUGUUACUCUACACACUGAUCCUACUGACAAACAGACAGAUGAUCUGAUAGUGUGGAAAUAUGGCUCUCAAGAGUCACUCAUAGCUAAACUCGAUAGAGAUGCCAAUAGAGUCUCAAUAUAUGAUACUGUUCAUGAUGGGAUGUUCGGAGACAGACUGCAGGUGGACGAUCAGACUGGAUCUCUCACCAUCAAAAACGCCAAAACUGAAGACUCUGGACUUUAUAACAUCACCGUCAUCAGCAAACAAAAGACCUCAUACACAUUCAGUGUUACUGUCUAUGCUCGUCUGUCCAUUCCUGUCCUCACUAGUUACUGUGCACAAAACUCAUCUUCAGUGUCAAAAUGUGUGUUGUCAUGUUCAGUGAUGGAUGUGACACAUGUGAGUCUCUCCUGGUACAAAGGAAAGAGUUUAUUGUCCAGCAUCAGUGUGUCUGAAGGCAGUAACAUCAGAAGCAUCUCUCUUCAUCUCUAUGUGGAGUGUCCUGAGGAUUCUUACAGCUGUGUGUUGAACAAUCUUAUCACAAACCAGACUCAAAUCUCAAGAACAAAUCUCAACAUCACUGACAUCUGUCAUCCGUGUUCAGAUUGUAGAAGCUGUAAUGGUCCAGAAUGUGUGAUCCAGCUGGUCAUGUCUGCUGUGGUGGGUUUGGCUACUGUUGCUGUUCUGGUGUAUGAAGUCAGAUCUAACAGAAUUCAGACUUCAUUAUCAGAUCAUCACUGAUGAUAUUGUGCAUUAAUCUCACAUCCAUCUUGUAGAGCAUUCCCCUUUAUUAAAGAGUAAAGAUUUUGUGAUUUUCAAGGUCCUACUUUGGUUUAUGGAGUGUCCAACAACAAGUGUACGUACAUACACGGUGUAAAAAUACUUUAACUUUCUAGUAAUAGCCAAUUAUUAUUACCUGUGUGGUUUGAAAUCGUUUUUUUAAAGUGACAUGCGCUCUCUAGUGGCGAAGCAUGACAUGCAUGAAAGGGAUUUGGCUUUCCUACAGAGUUGGAGUAUGUGUUCUGCUGUCAGCUAAAUGUCAAUAAAUAUAAUACAAGGUGAAAAUAAAGAAGCAUA